Plasmodium vivax (malaria parasite P. vivax) is the source of this 3057-nucleotide messenger RNA. RefSeq lists its product as hypothetical. Lineage: Eukaryota; Apicomplexa; Aconoidasida; Haemosporida; Plasmodiidae. The record is from RefSeq and is a predicted model, not a curated record. The transcript has a single exon. The coding region runs from base 1 to 3057 and encodes 1018 amino acids.
AUGUCCAUGUUCAAAGGGAUGCUGAUAAAGUCUUCCGAGCGGAGCGCCAAGGGGAAGAACCCCACUGCGGGCAAGGGGAACGCUGCGCAAGAGGCGCAACUAGCGAUGGGAAGCAGCACACUCAGCUCGAAGAGGGGAGACGCGUACCUGGACUUGGAGGACUUGGCGCCCAGCUACUGCAGCAGUGUGGCGGCCACUGACAAAGGGGGGAAUAAUGUCCAGGGAGACGAAGCGGUAACAUUACCCCUGCACGGGGAUAAGGAUGAAGAGGAGCGUUUCGAACGUUCUAGCGGUUUUUACAAAAUUGCACCAAAUGGAAGUGCCCCCUGGGUUGGCAGCUACGAACGAGGCAGUAACAACAGCGAGUCAGCGAACGGGGCGAAACGCAGCAGUUGCAGUCACCCGAAAUGGAGUGAUUCGCGAAGCGAAUACGCAAGUGAGCCAUGUGAAGUGCCCCUGGAAUGCACACAAACCGAAAUAACAAAGCGAAGAGAGGGUGCCAUCCCCCAAGAGGGAAAGCAUCACAUGGAAAACCCCCCUCAGCAGAGAAUAACCCCGCUGAAUGACCUCCUACCCCUCAUGCGCGAUUUCUUCAUGACGAACACAAAACAGUGGGAUAAGGACAAGGUGAACAUUUUUUUGGACGAACUGGCCCAAAAUAAAAUCCACCAAAAUGUGCUAAUCGUUGUGUACUACUUCACAUACGAGGCGUAUGCAAACAGAGUCCUGCUAAACUUGAAGGAAGAAUACAACUGCGAUUUGCUCAUCUACAAAUUUCUGGGGAAGGUGCAUAAGAUAAGGAAAAAAAGGAAGAAAUGUAAAGAGGAGGAAAAAGUCCUCAUCAUAAACGAAAAGCUAGACACAGCCCACGAAAUGCAAAAAAGAAUAUUCACCUACAAUUUGGAGUUAACGAAUAUCGAAAGUUACAUCACCGAUUUGUAUAGGAAAAAAAAGCAAAUAAACUGUUGUAACUUUUUUUUAAAGAACUAUGUAAAAAAUGUUCUUCACUUGAUUAUCCGUAACAUAUGUACAAAUAAAAAAGAGGAAAAAAAAAAAAAAAAAAGCUUUUUUGAAGAAAAAAAAUAUGAACUGUUCAUGUGGAAGAAGAAAAUUAUGCAAAAGGAGGAGGACAUAAAAACUGAGGAGGAAAACAUAAAAACGGAAACACGAAAUGUAGAGGAAUCCAAAGAGGAGCUAAACAAAGCUGUGCAAGACAUAUCCUCCACGUAUGAAAAGCAGUUACACAAAAUUGACGAAGAAAUUGACUCCAUUGAUCGAAACAUAAAGGAGCUCGAAGAAAUGAUUACCAUUAAAAAAGCGCAAAAGGAAGACGCGAUUAGCAGUAAGAAAAAAUUAGAGAAAGAGAGAGAAACGGAGAUGAAGACCCUUCUGCAGAAGCAGUCAGAUUUAAAUACCUCCAUCAAUUUUAUAAAAAAUACCACCUCCCUCUUGGAGGAGAAAAAGAAAUUCGUCGUGGAUGAAAAGGAAAAAACGAAAAAUGCCGUAGCCAAUUUGAAGGCAGCCUACCAAAGCUCCUGCCAGAAGAAGGCCCAAACGAACCGCCUACUUUUGGAUUUAAAAAACGUCGUUCGAAAAUUGUGCAACUCGGAUGAGGAGGGCAAACACAAUCACGUGUGUGAAGGUAAUUCAAGGGGGAAGUCCCUCGUGGGAAAUAACUGCGAAACGACGGAUGGAAAGGGAGCUUCCCCCCCGUGUGAUGAAAACGCACACAUGAAUGAUGCUACGCUGAAGAAAGGACAGGAACAGGCGAGCCACCAUUUGAACGCCUCCAAUUUGUUGAGAAAAAUAUUCCUUUUAAAAAAAAACAUUUUUGACGUGGAAAAAAAUAUGAACAGCAUAAAGGGGAGAAAAAAAAAACUCACCAUCGACAUCAGCCAGUUCAAUUGCGAAAUGGACAACAUAAACAUUAGGAAGGAAAACCUGAAGAAUAAAAAAAAAAUACUUCUGAAAAAUAAAAUGCUAAGUGAAAUUAAAAACACGAUGAACGAGUUGGAGGAGUUAGACCAAACGGAAGGCCUCAUCUUGAAACAGCUGGAGGACGCGAAGGGGGAUAUGAGCCUGUUAAGGAAGGACCACCUGCGGAUGAAGGAGCAGAAAGAAGAACUGAAGCGCAGAUUGUUUCGCCAGGAGAGGAAGUUGCUCAAGCGGGAAAUUCGCCACGUUCGGGGGGGCCUCAAUCGUGAGGGGGCAGACAGUGUGGUAACUCCCCCAGCUGAGGACGCGGCAGGUGAGACGGGUGAUGGGGCUAGCGGUGAGAGGGAUGAUGCGGCUGACCGUGAGGGGGAUGGCAUGGCUGACCGUGAGAGGGACGACGUGGCUAGCGGUGAGGCGGGCGACGUGGAAGCCUUCCCAUUUUCCGAGGAAUCUGAGCAGUCGGAGGGGGGCGAAUCGACUGCCGCCUUUAGUCAGAUGCUGCACCAGUUGGAGAGGAUAAGCGCGCAGGGCGAAGAUGAGGAGGACCAAAAUGUGUGGAGCGACCAGGGGGGGAGUGCCCAAGAGGAAGAAGACACCUCGCAGAGUGAUGAGGAAGAGGGGGAUCAAGGAGACGGAGAAAUCGGCGAAAUCGCCGCAACCGGCCAAACCGGCCGAACCGACGGAGCGGAGACCUCCCUCCCAAGUGAUGAAGACAAAAGUGGCCCAUCGGAGGACAACUCCGACGGUGGGGACCAUGGCGACGGGGCGAAAGUCGUUGCAGGUGUUGUGCCCAAAGGAGAGGAAGAAAACACAAGCGAUUCCUUCCCACGCAUUAGUACACACAGCAGAGACCCACUGAGCCGACUGGAAAAGUUAAAACAGGAGGAAAGUGGCACCUUCGAAAGGAUGCUAGAGAAGUACAAAGCGAUCUGCAAUUUAAGUGAAAGUGUAGACCACCAUGUGUUGGAAAAGGAAGUUGGGCAGAUUUAUGGGGACAUAACGAGGGAGCAAAAAAUAUUUAAAAACAAAAAAUUGCUCACCUUAAGGAACAGAAGAAGAAUCCUAAAGAGGUACUACCACUACGUUUCGGAAAAUAGUGAGGAGGAGGAUCUGAAUGGAUAA